This is a messenger RNA of Chrysochloris asiatica (Cape golden mole), 486 nucleotides long. It is a transcript of the gene EMP1, whose product is annotated as epithelial membrane protein 1. The record is from RefSeq and is a predicted model, not a curated record. The transcript is spliced from 4 exons. The coding region runs from base 1 to 486 and encodes 161 amino acids. Gene Ontology annotation, cellular component: plasma membrane. NCBI's taxonomy places the organism in Eukaryota, Metazoa, Chordata, Mammalia, Afrosoricida, Chrysochloridae.
AUGUUGGUGUUGCUGGCUGGUAUCUUCGUGGUCCACAUCGCCACUGUCAUCAUGCUGUUUGUUUGUACCAUUGCCAAUGUCUGGGUGGUUUCAAAUACAGGACAAUUUUCAGUAGGUCUCUGGAAAAAUUGCACUGAUGGCAACUGUGACAAUUUAUUGGUGUAUGCUGAUGAAGAUGCCCUCAAAGCGGUACAGGCCUUUAUGAUCCUGGCCAUCAUCUUCUCUGUCAUUUCCCUUGUGGUCUUCAUAUUCCAGCUCUUCACUAUGGAGAAAGGAAACCGAUUCUUCCUCUCGGGUGCCACCAUGCUGGUGUGCUGGUUGUGCAUUAUGGUCGGAGCGUCCAUCUAUACUCAUCACUACGCGAAUAGUCAGACAAUGUAUUUUUCCUCAGGCAGUCACCAUGGCUAUUCCUUCAUCCUGACCUGGAUCUGCUUCUGUUUUAGCUUCAUCAUUGGCGUUCUCUAUCUGGUCCUGAGAAAGAAAUAA